GUGGGGGUGUCGUGUUCCUGUGGGCCCCGCCGCCUCAAGGACAACCUCUCUCCUCUGGAUCCACGACGGAAGAAAGAGAACAUGGCCCUCAUUCUUCUCGGCAGAUUCUGAACGAUGAUUGAAGACGCUCGGACGGAUGGGAAUGAGCCCGAGUCCACAUUCAUGGCCGCCAUCACUCUACGGUGCCACUAUUGUCCGACCGAAUUCUUCUCACAGCUUGACGAGGAGCUAAUUUUAAAAUUCUAAAAGAGGGGCGAAUCUGAGGAAUUCGACAUGAACCUAGUGAACAUGCUUUCGGUUUGAUCUAUAAUCAAGGUUGCACUGGACAUGGAGUCCGAUAGGCGACGAGGCGACGGAUGGCCAGACUACAACGAGGCGACGUUUGGCGCUGAGAAUGACGUCUUUUUUCUUCCAAAGUGUUUUCCGUACUGACUCAAGGAGGUCAAGAGGUUCGAAGGCGAGGUAUGAAUUGGACGAGCAACCUACAUUGCUAUGAAUUGCGCUCUAUGCACACAACGUGAGCCUCCAUCGUGUCUGCAAAGGUAUUUCAAGACGAUAUGGCGUGCGAUCAUUCUAGUGAGCUCAUUCCAGAUUUUCCACGCUGAGAUGACCCCGAAGGCACGUUCAAAAACAUCAUAUAUAUCUCUUGAGUGUUGCAGUUCCACUACGUGGAAUAAUUCCACAAACAAGACGAGACUGUACUGCUAAGGUUCAGUAAGCGUACAUUCUGAACACAACAAUGUACUUGUGUCGUACUGCGAGGUUGAAAA
Molecule: messenger RNA, 770 nt
Organism: Marchantia polymorpha subsp. ruderalis
Lineage: Eukaryota; Viridiplantae; Streptophyta; Marchantiopsida; Marchantiales; Marchantiaceae
Source: the annotation of a GenBank genome assembly